AUGAAGACGUUAUUAAUUUUGCUAGGCUUACUAUCGAUCCAGCUUAUAUCAGCCCAACUUUCACCAUCAUGUUUCACAAGAUAUAAUUAUGGCGAUGUUGUUCAAAAGUCGAUCCUGUUUUACUAUGCCCAGAGAUCGGGGAAGCUACCAGCCUAUAACCCUGUACCGUGGAGAGGGGAUUCCGCUGUCAACGAUCAGGGGGAUAAUGGUGAGGAUCUCUCUGGGGGUUGGUACGACGCUGGUGAUCUGGUAAAAUUCAACAUGCCGGCGUCCUCAGCUGUCCGAGUUCUACUCAGCGGAAUUGUCAGAUGGAAAGAUGCCUAUCAAGCUCUUGGGCAGUUAGAUUUAGCUCUAGAUUCUGUGAAAUGGGAACUGGAUUACUUCUUAAAAUGUUGGAUUGCGGAUAAAGAAAUCUACUACUAUCAGGUCGGUGAUGCUGAUAUCGAUCACAAGUUUUGGGGUCGUCCAGAAGACAUGAGUAUGCCACGCCCAGCUUUUUAUCUCACGAAAGACAAACCAGGAAGUGACGUAGCUGGUGGAACGGCUGCUACUUUUGCCGCUGGAGCCAUAGCUUUCAACAUCACAGAUGCUGUUUACUCCCAGAAGUUGUUAAAAGCAGCCGAAUCUCUGUACAAAUUUGCUGUAACUUACAAAGGAAAAUAUUCACAGACCCAUUCCGACACAGGCACCUAUUAUGAGUCAAGUGCUUAUGAAGACGAACUAUGUGUAGCGGCUGCUUGGUUGUACAAGGCUACUGGAAAUACUUUUUAUCUAACCGAGGCCAAGUUAUAUCACAGUAGUGCUACUCCGAAUAGAUUAGAUUGGGACAAUAGUCUACCUAGCUGUCAGCUGAUGCUUUAUGAGUUGACCAAAAAUGAUCUUUAUAAAGGCGAAAUUCAGAAAUUCUUAACCGUAUGGAAACCUGGAGGUAACACAACAUAUACUCCCUGUGGACUCGGUAUAUUUGAUAGAUGGGGAACAGCCCGGCAUGCUGCUGAUAAUUCAUAUGCAGCACUAUGGGCAGCUGAAUUAGGAAUAGAUCCAUUAGAGAAUAGAAACUGGGCGUUGAGUCAAAUUAACUAUAUACUAGGGGAUAAUAAUUAUAAGAUGAGUUAUGUUAUAGGAUUUGGUAAUAAAUACCCAUUAAAACCACAUCAUAGACCAAGUUCGUGUCCCGAUUUGAACAUGUAUUGUGGAUGGGAUGCAUUCUAUAGUACUGCUCCCAAUCCUCAUCGUCUGGAAGGAGCUCUGGUCGGAGGUCCUAAUAAAACUGAUGGUUGGGAUGAUGAUCGAGGUGAUUAUGUAAGAAAUGAAGUUGCUUUAGAUUACAAUGCUGGUCUUCAAUCUGCAUGUGCUGGUCUGGUUCAUAUCUGUUCCACUGGAGAACUUCCACCAAAUCCAACGCCUAAAUGUUGA
Messenger RNA from Lottia gigantea (owl limpet), 1416 nucleotides. RefSeq lists its product as hypothetical. Gene Ontology annotation, molecular function: hydrolase activity, hydrolyzing O-glycosyl compounds. The coding region runs from base 1 to 1416 and encodes 471 amino acids. NCBI's taxonomy places the organism in Eukaryota, Metazoa, Mollusca, Gastropoda, Lottiidae. The record is from RefSeq and is a predicted model, not a curated record. The transcript has 10 exons. Gene Ontology annotation, biological process: carbohydrate metabolic process.